Linum trigynum is the source of this 5768-nucleotide messenger RNA. Lineage: Eukaryota; Viridiplantae; Streptophyta; Magnoliopsida; Malpighiales; Linaceae. The record is from the annotation of a GenBank genome assembly.
UAUGCUCUUCUUUUGUAUUUGCCGGAGUACAGAAUCUACCGCGCGGUUUCACCCCGCGGGUAAAUCUCGGCAAACCUGCUCUGCUCUUUUUUUUACCUCCCAAAGUCGCCGCGCAGUCGUGGGGUUUUAACUUUUAAGUUUAACAAACACACAAGCAGAGAUAAACGGGGGCAAAACAAACUACACCUGUUUUUUUUUCCCAAUCCAACUCCCUCUCUCUUCUACGCCUCCCUUUUCUUUCUCUUCACCAACACAUUUAUCUUUCCUUACUCGAUCUCUCUUUCUCUCUCUUCCUACUUUCCAUUCCGCCAUCCCUCGCAAUCUAUCCCUCCCGCUCCCCGGCGAUCUACGCCCUUCGGCCGCCGCCGCCGCUCCCAUUGCCGCCGGCUAGGGUUUCGGUGUCUUCUGCUCUUAAUUCGUUCGCUGUAUGCUCGUCGGCUUUGUAGUUAGGGUUUCGCUUACGGGAGGUUUCCAGAAUCGAAGCUCAUAACUGUCAGAUUCGGUCAGUGGUUGGGAGGAAGAUGAUGAAUUAGGUUUACGGGAUUGAUGUCAGGAGAACUACGGGGAAGUUGAGUUUCUGUGCCUGCUUGGCGAUUAGGUUUUUUUUUUUUGGGGUGUAUUUUGGAUUUGGAAUCGGGGAGAGUCGAGUUUGAGUGUUUCGCGAUGCCGAGGAGUUCGCGCCACAAGUCGAGCAAGCACAGUUCGAAGGAUGCGAAGGAGAAGGACUACUCGGAUUCAGAGAAGGAGACAAGUUUGAAGGAGCGUAAGUCGAAGGAGGAGAGCGGUUCCGCUAUGGUUUUGAAGGAGUCCGCUGGCUCCGGGGAGAAGCGGAAAUUGGAUUUGAAGGAAAAUAAGGAUGGUGUUGGCACUGGAAACGGGGAAUAUGCGGAGGAAUAUUCUUCUUCCUCGAAGCGACGGAAGGACAGAGUGGAGGAUGGUGGGAGCGACAGGUGGAAUGGCGGGGAGGAUGGUAAGGGCGAAGCGUCCAAGAAGUCAAAGGAGAAGUUGGGCGAAUCGAAGAGCAGCAAGCGGCGGGAAGAGAGUUCGAGGAGAGAUGACAAUGUUGGAAACGGUGGUGGUGAGGGCGAUGAGGUAGUUGGGAGAAGGAGCAGCGGAAAGAGUGAAGGGAAGCAUAAGGAGUCGAGUAGCCGAAAGGAUGGGGCUGAUAGGGACAAGGACAGAGAAAGGGAUAAGGAUAGGGAAAGGGAAAGAGAUAGGGAGAGGAAGGGUAGAGAGUCAAGGAGCGAGAAGUUGAUUGAUGGUGAGGACUUGCGUUCUGGAAAGCAGGUCUCUGAAAAAACUGUGCUCAAAGACACAUUGCACGACCCAGAGCCUGAAAAUAUACCUGAGAAACGCACUAGGAGAAAGAGAGAUGGUUCUGGCGAUGGUGAUAAGUACCAGGAUGAUGUUACCAAGGAUGGAAGAUGUAGAGAUAAGAACCAUGAAGGUGAAACUAGGCAUCGGGAUGACAAGCAAAGAGAUGACCGCGCUUCAAGAGAUCAUAUAAAUAGCAAGCACUCUAGGGAUGAGCAAGAGGGUACAGGUUCCCGACACAAGAAAUCUAAGCCUCAGGACAUUGAGUGUGACCGCGAUCGGGAUAGUGAUUAUGAUCGUGACUGUGAUCAUGAUAUUGGCCGUGACCGCGGUUAUGAGCGGGGAAGGGACAGUGACCGUCACCGCGAGCGAGUUCGUGAUCGGGAAAAUGAUCGAGACCACGACUGGGAGUGGGAUAGAGAUCGAGAACGUGACAAGGAUCGAGAUAGAGAUAGAGACCGGGAUUAUGAUUCAUUGUAUGUUGAUGAUAGAAGAGAUAGGAACAAAGAAAGCAGGUCUAGGAAGAGGUCUCCUGAUGAUCUUGAUGAUGAUGCAAAAUUGAGAAGUAGUAAAGGAUCCUAUGCAGAUGCAGAUAAUAAAUUUUCAAUUGGCAGUAGGAUUGAAGGAGAUGCUGACAGGGGAAGGUCUCAGUCACGCCAAUCACACCAUGAAAAUUUCAGUGGAAGCAGGAGGAGAGCUUCACCAGUCAUCAGUUCUCAGGGUGCUGCAGAUGAAUAUAGGUAUGCAAAAGCAGAAGAUGUGAGGUACAGAGAUGAUGGGCCAGAGCAGAGGCUCAGAACAAAUAAUUCGAGAGAUGCUAGUUUGUUUUCUGGAGGAUCGGAUAGAUCUUCCAAGCUAAGAUCCUCUGAGAAACCUGUGAAAAUGGAUGAUGGCCACUCAACGGAGCUGUUGGAGAGAACCACUAGCUCCAAAGCUUCACCGAUGGGACUUGUGGACAGAUCUCCAUCGUCGACUAGCCUCGAGCGUAGAUAUAUGGGCAGAAAUAAUGUUAGAAGGAGCCUUGAGAUUGACGAGUCAGGAAGAAGGAACAGUGGGUCGAUGGGAGCUAGAGAUGUGCCUUCUAUUGAAGAAAGAUCAGUUCGGGAUUUGCCAAUGGACAAAGAAGAUUCCAGUUUAAAUGGUUCUUCCUUUUACAAUAGAUCUAGUCAGCCUAAUUCCCAUUUGAAUCCUCCCCCGCCAUCCAUCAGGGGCGGGGUUAGUAGCCCUUCCUUUUUGGGUUCAUUUGAUGAUGAUGGUAGGCUCAACACCAACAGUGGUCGCUACAAGAGGACCGGCGAUCUCAACAUGGGACGAGGUCAAGUAAAUGCCUGGAGGGGUGCCCCAAAUUGGCCUUCACCUCUGCCUAAUGGCUUCAUCCCUUUUCAACAUGGACCUCAUCAUGGGGGCUUUCCGCCUAUGCUGUCUCCUUUUCCAAAUCCAUCUUUGUUUGUUAGACCCUCAAUGGAGCUAAGCCAUUCUGGUAUCCCUUAUCAUAUAACAGAUGCUGACAGGUUUUCUGGUCAUCUGCGCCCUCUUGGAUGGCAGAACAUAAUGGAUGGAUCGGGUUCUUCUCACUUGCAUGGAUGGGAUGGCGGUAGCAAUGGUAUAUUUAGGGAUGAUGGCCAUAUGUUUGGUGGUCCAGAAUGGAACCAGAAUAGGCAUGCGAUGAAUGGUCAUGGAUGGGAUUCGAGUUCGGAUAUCUGGAAAGGACAAAACGGUGAUAUCACCACAGACUUGACCUCAAAAUCUUUGAAGGAGGACAACAAAGUUCAGGCUUCUGUUGAUGAUAGCUCUGGUGUACUGGGAGCAGGUCAAAAGUUGCAGAAUGAAACUUGUAAUAAGGAUGGUUCCAAGGGAAAAGCAGUUGAAAGUAAACCUCCUGUUGUUUUAGCAGUCAAAGAAUCUUCUAAAUCUCAUCCCAAGACAACUUCCCAGCAGAGGAUUGCCGCUGACCCUCCUAAAACUUCGAGUGAAGACCACUUCAGUAAUUUUAUCAAUGCCUAUCUAUCUAAGGUGGACAUUUCCAGUGAACUUGCUAGUUCGGAUCUGUAUAGUAAGUGUAUGGGAUUGUUGAAGGUUGAAGUUAACGCAUCUGUUGAUGAAGAUGCUGAUGUGCUGAUAAAUUUGAAGGAUGGUGCGAGAGCAGUGCCUAAAAAUUCCAGUGUAUUCUUCAGUAACGCGCUCUUUCCUGCAUCUAGUGAUUCGAUAUUCAAGAGAGCCAUGGACAUCUACAAGAAGCAGAGAGCAAGUGGUAUGCCAUGUAUACAAGGGGGAAUAAUAGAUGCCAUACAAGCAUCAUCUGAGUCGAAGGAGGAGCAGCAGCAGCAAUCCAUUACCCUUAAAGACGGGGAGAAAGUCGAGGAACCUCUCACUUCCAACCUCGGCAUAGAAGUGGCUGAUGCACCACCGGUCUUCAACGUGGAACAAAAAGUUCCUGGUGGUGAUGUUUCGAUGGUUUCUACUGAGGAGGUCAAGAUGGACGAGAUCGUAGCAACAACUCCUACAGAAGAGGUGGUUCCUGUGUGUGCUGAUGAUAUCCCUGCACAUAAUUUAGAGUCUGUGGGUGAAGAAGCUCCUCCUCCUAGCUCUGACAUGCAGGGGAAUAAUCCAUCGGAAUGCAUCGUCGGUGGUGAGUUGAAGGUAGAUGAAGAAGAAGAAAGGCCGUCUGGUACCCCGAUGUCAGAGGGCUCUCUACCGGAUAAUCCCCCUCGAGGAGGUUCCCCUUUGCCUACCGGUGGUCAGGUGGAGAGCGAUGAAGGUAAUAGCGGCGGCACAGAUAAAAAUGUCGAAGAAGAAAAGAUGGAGGUGAGAGAUGGGGAAUGCUCUGCAGGUGGAGGUUCUUUAGUUUUAGUGGAAGAUGAUGAUGGAUGUUCUUCCAGGGCAACUGAGGGAUUGGUGCAUGGGGGUACGAAUGAGUCUGAUGAGUCGGUGUUAUUAAGUCGGAUACAUCAUUCUCCUGAAAGUACACAUUGAGACUAAUAUUUCUAUGUUCACAUCUUUCUUUCCUUUCUGAAGUGCCACCUCCUUUCCCCCCAUUCUCCUGCUCUUUUCCCCAUUUUUGUUUUUGAUGCUCUUUUAGCCGUGGAAAUAAAACUGCUUCUUCCCUGCUGGUAGGCGGGGGAGGUCAAUUUUUCUGGUUCUUUUCCAGUUCUCUUUUCAGUUUUGCAGUUUGGCGGCAGCAUUUCGGCCUCAGGGCAGCUCCAGUUGACAGGUAAAAAAGGUAUUAUGGUUCUUUUUACCUUUUCGUGUUGUGUCUUGUUUUCUCGAUAGGGUUUUGAAGUCAUAUUGUCUGAGCAUAAGAUGAGUUUUGUUGAAGUGAACAAUGCAUCUCUUUGGUGCGGUGGCAAAAUACGUGGUUUUAUUAAAUGAUCUUUUGUGAGCGUAUUAGAGACUGUCUUGCGUUUGUGAUUUUGUGGGCAAAAGAGGCUAGUGUCUGGGCAGUAUUGUUCAUUUUUUUGGUGGAUGUCACGCAUUAGAGUUGAGACAACGAUAGGGAAUAUGUUUGGGUUUAUUCCGUUUUGGGGUAUUUAGGCUGAUUUGUCACGUUUCAUGCGUCUCCGUUUCUUACCCUGGUCACUUGGUUGUAGCCAUGGUCUUUUUAGGAACAGGGUUUAGGGGAUUGGGUUUUUAUCUGGUAAGAGUAAGUGAAAUUUGGACCCUUGGGCUCGGUUGCAUUGAAUUUUUAGUGGCUGCGAUGGACUAAGAAUGCGGCCUAUAUGACCGAUGAUUGGGCUGUGGGUAGUAAUGGCAAUAAGGUGGCCUCUUCAAAAAUUAAAUUAAUAAUUAAAUAAUUCUUAAAUAAGAAAAUAUUUAACUAGUACAGAUUGCAACAAAAGUUAACAAAUUUUUCUAUAUUAUUAUAGAAUCAUUCAUUCACGGACUGGUUGCUUAUUUGAUUCUUAAAUUUGUUCUUAAAGAAUCAAAAGUUGAAAAAUGCUAUUUUGACACUUACCGUUGCAAAUUAAAAUCAACUUGAGAAGCAAAUAAACCCAUGUGUAUAAUAGAAUAGUAGGAAGAAGGGUAGCCAGUAAUUGGUUUUAGUUGCUAGGUUUAUCAUGAAACAGUUGUAUUACUAUACUUGUGUUUAAAAUGAAACAACAUAUGAGUUAUAGUCUAAUGGAAAACAUGUUUACGAAUAAUAGUAGUGUCUCAUGUUCAAAUUAGCUAGUCUAACACUUGCAUAUAUAUACAUUUUACAUAUAUGCAAACUAUUACCAGGAUUAGAUAAUAACUUCCCCUGAAAUUUUACGGUUGUCCCCUUCGCCUUGCGUACUAGUCCGACACCAAGUACGAUUCAGGUUGAGUGUUCCGCACGGGUACAGGGUGCAGUGGGUCGACUCAUUCUUAUGUGUUAUUUAAAAAAUGUUGAUAUUUAACUAUUUUUACAAAAAAAGUCAUAAAGAAUAAUACUUAAAUGAACGAGGGAGAUAGUAUAAUGAAUAAUUGAGUCUAAA